Messenger RNA from Notolabrus celidotus (New Zealand spotty), 1811 nucleotides. RefSeq names its product chitotriosidase-1-like. Gene Ontology annotation, biological process: carbohydrate metabolic process; chitin catabolic process. The transcript has 13 exons. Gene Ontology annotation, cellular component: extracellular region. Lineage: Eukaryota; Metazoa; Chordata; Actinopteri; Labriformes; Labridae. The coding region runs from base 143 to 1720 and encodes 525 amino acids. The record is from RefSeq and is a predicted model, not a curated record. Gene Ontology annotation, molecular function: chitin binding; chitinase activity.
CAAAGAAUCAAUCUGGCUGGUGGAGCUGCAGGACUGACAUCACAACUCUUCUGCUAACCAAGACUUGCCUUUAACUGACCGAUAACAACGCAAAGAUCUCUCAGAAAAGAAAGCUUCUUAGUGCGUGAUUUUUCCAAGCACCAUGAACAAGCUAAUUGUACUCGCAGGUUUCUGGCUUUCCCUUGGCAGCUUGGUCUCAUCCACCAGAUUGCUGUGUUAUUUCACCAACUGGUCCCAGUACCGACCUGGUAAUGGGAAGUUUAUGCCUUCAAAUGUUGAUCCAAACAUGUGCACCCACCUGAUUUAUGCAUUUGCUGGUAUCAAUGAGGUGCAUGAGUUGGUCACCAUUGAAUGGAAUGAUGAUGUCCUCUAUCAAUCCUUAAAUGGACUCAAACAGAGUAAUCCAAAUCUUAAAACACUGCUGGCAGUAGGAGGCUGGAACUUUGGAACGCAAAAAUUCACAUCAAUGGUGUCAACACAAGCUAAAAGAAACACAUUUAUCCAGUCCACCAUCAAACUACUCAGAAAAUAUAACUUUGAUGGACUCGAUCUGGACUGGGAGUACCCCGGUGCCAGAGGAAGUCCUCCGGAAGACAAGCAGAGAUUCACACUGCUAUGCAAGGAGCUACUGCAAGGCUAUGAGGCUGAAGGAAGAGCCACAGGCCGCCCGAGGUUAUUGAUCUCUGCUGCUGUGGCCGCAGGGAAAGGCAUUAUUGAUGCUGGUUAUGAAAUCGCUGAGAUGGCAAAGUACCUGGACUUUGUUAAUGUGAUGACGUAUGACUUUCAUGGCAUCGGGGAGAGAGUGACAGGACAUACCAGCCCCUUGUACAAGAGAGCACAAGAAAUUGGGGACCAUGCCUACUUAAAUAUGGACUUUGCCAUGAAGUACUGGCAGGACCAAGGCACCCCUGUGGAAAAGUUAAAUAUGGGCUUUGCUCCAUAUGGGAGAACAUUUCUGUUGUCCUCUCAGUCCAGUCAGGUCGGAGCCCCGGCCAGUGGUCCAGCUCCUGCGGGUGCUUUUACAAGAGAGGCUGGCUUCUGGUCAUAUUAUGAGAUUUGCUCUUUUCUCAAAGGGGCCACUAUCCACAUGAUUGAGGAUCAGAAAGUUCCAUAUGCAGUCAAAGAAAACCAGUGGGUUGGAUUUGACAACAAAGACAGCUUCACGACAAAGGUCCGAUACCUACAAGAGAACAGAUUUGGAGGAGCUUUAGUCUGGGCUCUAGAUCUGGAUGAUUUUAAUGGACAGUUCUGUGGACAAGGAAACUAUCCCCUCAUCAACCAUCUCCGCUCGCUUUUAACUUCUGAUCUUCCUCCUGUUGCCCCGACAGCAACCACCCCAAAUCAGGUGACCCUAUCCACCAGCAAAGAAAAACCCAGCACAACACCUCAUCCCACACCUACAUCUUAUACCACCACAGGACCGGACAACUUCAGCUUGGCAAAGACUGAUCUUCCUCCUGUUGCCCCGACAGCAACCACCCCAAAUCAGGUGACCCUGUCCACCAGCACAGAAAAACCCAACACCACACCUCGUCCCACACCUACAUCUUAUACCACCACAGGACCUGACAACUUCUGCUUGACAAAGACUGCUGGGUCUUACGCCAAACCUGAUGCUCCAGGUUCCUUUUACAGCUGUUACAACGGCAACACCUGGAUCCAGAACUGCCCCGCUAACUUGGUCUUUGAUGAUAUCUGCAAAUGCUGUAACUGGCCCUGAGAGCCUGCUUGUUAUUCAAUUUACUUCAACAACUCUGAAACUUUUUGUCAUUUUUUUAUAAAUGAGUGAAUAAAAUCUUUGAAUGUUUAUU